Messenger RNA from Schistocerca gregaria, 1039 nucleotides. Its product is annotated as proteasome subunit beta type-7-like. The transcript has 3 exons. Gene Ontology annotation, molecular function: threonine-type endopeptidase activity. The coding region runs from base 6 to 854 and encodes 282 amino acids. Gene Ontology annotation, cellular component: proteasome core complex. The record is from RefSeq and is a predicted model, not a curated record. Lineage: Eukaryota; Metazoa; Arthropoda; Insecta; Orthoptera; Acrididae.
UGCAAAUGGCCUCAGCGGAAAUGAUGGAGUAUGAGGGUCAGGGUGGGUUUUCUUUUGAGAAUUGUAGGAGGAACAACAUGCUGUAUGCGGCUGGAGUGAAGCCUCCGAGUAGUUUGAAGACGGGGACAACGAUUGUGGGGUGUGUGUUUAAGGAUGGCGUGAUUUUGGGAGCAGAUACGAGAGCCACGGAGGGCCCUAUAGUUGCAGAGAAGAAUACCGACAAGAUACAUUAUAUUAGCAAGAGAAUUUAUUGCUGCGGAGCAGGGACAGCGGCUGAUACGAGUAACACGACUGAACUGAUUUCUUCUCAGCUUGAGCUUCAUCGCUUGGCCACCAAGAGGGCGCCGAGGGUGCGAACAGCGUUGACGAUGUUGAAGCAGAUGCUGUUUAAGUAUCAGGGUUACAUAUCGGCGGCGUUGGUGUUAGGCGGUGUGGAUUGCGAUGGGCCGUCUCUUUUUUCCGUAUAUCCACAUGGUUCGGGCGACGAGCUGCCGUUUGCAACGAUGGGUUCUGGGUCCUUAGCGGCGGUGUCGGUGUUUGAGUCCAGAUACAAGCGCGGGAUGUCGAAGGAGGAGGCUAUGAAGCUGGUGAUAGACGCGGUAUCAGCGGGAAUAUUUGAGGAUUUGGGAUCAGGGAGCAACGUGGAUUUGGUUGUCAUUGAGCCGAGCAAGACAGAAGUUUUAAGAAACUACCGGAUGCUGAAUCCAAAGAAGAUUCAGCCGAGUUUGACAAGUUACCGAUUUUCAGCGGGGACCACGCCGGUUCUCAGGUCGAAGGUUUUACCGUUGAAAAGGAUAGCGACAGUGGAAUCGGAAGUGACAGAAGAGAGGCAUGCUGCGAUGGAGGUUUCGUGAGAAGGGCGGGUGUGCGCAGAGAAGAGCUGGGACAUGUUUCAUAUAACUGUUACGUUGGUGAAUAAUAAGUUUUAAGAAAAUUUGUGUAUACGAGAAAUUUGACAGGUUGGGUUUUUUCAUUCUUCUUUGUGCGUGUGAUUUGGUCAUGUUUACGCGGGGGUGCGAUGUACAAACAAAGAAAGGAA